AUCAUUUUAUUUUUAACUAUAAAUAUUAAUUUUUUUUUCACUUUAUAAACAUGAAUUCAAGUUACUUGCAUUUGUGUUCACAACUUUAAAUUCUUUAUUUUACCCUCCCCAGAAAGGAAAAACAAUUUAGUAAUAUUUACUUUUCAUGGUAAAACCCCGCCACUUAAAAACAUUCAUCUUCACUGUUUCACCAAAACCCUAACUAGAAUGGACGAAACCCUAACGGACCAGUCGCCGGCGGCGAUUGCGGCGGAAAGUGCAGGGCAAGCACCUUCCGUUGACGGAGGAGGAGUGAGUGAAGAAUAUAGAAGCCCAGAAGAGUUGGUAGCUAAAGCAAUAGCACCUGUAAAAAGAGAGUAUCUUCGGCCUCCACCUUGUAGACCUUCUAACAAUAAUGAUAGCAGUGUUGGAGUACAAAAUGAUGAUGCAGCUGAGGCCAAAAGUGCUCAUAUUGUUAAGGAGAAGAAAUCCAAACGCCAAAUUAAGCGCGAUCGCCAAAAGGAACUAAAAUCUCCAUUGCAUAUCUGUCCUGUGGUGGCCAAAUCAGGAAAAGUUAGUGCGUGCCCAUAUAAUGACAAAUGCCGGUUUAGUCAUGAUUUGGAAGCUUUUAAAGCUGAGAAACCAACUGAUAUAGAGGGUAGUUGCCCUUUCCUGGUUUAUGAAGGGCCAUGCCCGUAUGGAGUGGGUUGUAGGUUUGCAGGGACACACAGAGAUGAUGUUUCAGCUCAAACUGAGAAUUUGCCGGUAAAGAGUUCUGAAGUAAAUUUUUUCAAUAAGGACACUCAGAAACUUCUGUGGAAAAACAAAAUGAAGUUUCCCAAGGCUGAAGCCACUCUCAAACUUCUUAGACUUAAGGGCAAUCCUAAAGAUAAAACAUUGGCUGAUACAGAGGAAAAUGGCCAAGUUGUGCCAAAAGAGCCAGCCACUGACACCAAAAUAAACAGCAGUGAAGUUGCUGCUGACAGUAUCCCUCCUUCCAUUUCACCAGAAGAUGAUUUAGAUGAAAAUAAUUUGGCUGAUGAUAUUAGACCUUUAAAGAAGGCAAAGUCAUCUGUCAAUGAAAUUUGUUCUUCCCAAGUUAGCAAUGGUUCAGGUGUCCAGGGGGAAGUUCUUGGCAGCAACUGUGAUGUGAAUAAAUCAGAGCCUACUGCUGAUGCGGUUACAGAUUCUGAUAAAAGCCUAAAAUUGCACCACCGUGAAAAAAAGCUUAUUGAUUUUAGAGACAAACUCUAUCUUGCGCCUUUGACCACAGUUGGGAAUCUGCCUUUUCGGAGAGUUUGCAAGGUGCUCGGAGCUGAUGUUACAUGUGGUGAGAUGGCAAUGUGCACAAAUCUUUUGCAGGGCCAAGCAUCUGAGUGGGCACUGCUAAGACGGCAUUCAUCUGAGAAUUUGUUUGGUGUUCAGAUUUGUGGGGCAUAUCCAGACACUGUUACAAAGACUGUUGAGCUUAUAGAGCAAGAAUGCUCUGUGGAUUUCAUUGAUAUUAACAUGGGAUGCCCUAUCGAUAUUGUAGUUAACAAGGGUGCUGGAUCAGCUCUUCUUACGAAACCAAUGCGAAUGAAGAGUGUAGUAGAAGCUGCUUCUUUAACAGUUGAUACGCCGGUAACUAUCAAGGUAAGAACUGCUUAUUUUGAGGGGAAAAAUCGCAUUGAUUCUCUAAUAGCAGAUAUUGGUAAUUGGGGUGCAAGUGCAGUAACCAUACAUGGUAGAUCACGUCAACAGCGCUACAGUAAGCUUGCUGACUGGGAUUACGUCUACCAAUGUGUACGAAGGGCCCCUAAGUCUUUACAAGUCCUUGGAAAUGGUGAUGUAUUUUCUUAUUUAGACUGGAACAAGCACAAAACUGAGUGCCCUGAGCUUUCUACGUGUAUGAUUGCUCGAGGUGCUUUGAUAAAGCCGUGGAUAUUUACCGAAAUCAAGGAACAGAGGCACUGGGACAUUACAUCUGGGGAGCGGCUAGAUAUCUUGAAGGAUUAUGCACGAUUUGGCCUUCAACACUGGGGUUCCGAUUCAAAAGGAGUGGAAACAACAAGGCACUUUUUGUUGGAGUGGCUUAGUUACACUUGUCGGUAUGUUCCAGUUGGCCUGUUAGAUGUUAUUCCACAAAGAAUAAAUUGGCGACCACCCUCAUACUACGGUAGGGAUGACCUCGAGACACUAAUGGCCUCUGAUUCUGCUGCUGACUGGGUAAGGAUCUCCGAGAUGUUACUUGGCAAGGUUCCUGCUGGCUUUUCGUUUGCACCAAAACACAAGUCCAAUGCUUACGACAGGGCAGAGAACGGUUAAGAUCAUUUGUUGGCUGUUGCUGAUGGAUCUGAUACUAAUCUUUGCUGCGCCUCAGCGACCUUUCCUCUCUCGAGAUCAGCGGCUUAUUUAUCAUUUGAUGCUUGAAUUAAAUCAAGUGCGAGGUUGAUUGUCAUUUAUAAUAGCAUAUUGUAAGGCUUUUAUGUGGCAGUUAAGAUUUUGUUUAUUCAAAUCAAUGUUAUUGUUGCAUUCUAAUGGAGGAAUAAAACAGAUUUUUUGAUUGAUAUUCAACUGCAAAGAUUAACCAGCUUUGUAACUUAUCAAAAAUGCUCAUUUGGGAACCGUGAAUUGUAUUUGUAGGAGACAUGAUGUAUAAUUUUAUAUGAAAUCAAUUAAGUGUCUACUGAUAAUCAA
Messenger RNA from Lycium barbarum (goji berry), 2658 nucleotides. Its product is annotated as tRNA-dihydrouridine(47) synthase [NAD(P)(+)]-like. NCBI's taxonomy places the organism in Eukaryota, Viridiplantae, Streptophyta, Magnoliopsida, Solanales, Solanaceae. Gene Ontology annotation, molecular function: metal ion binding; tRNA dihydrouridine synthase activity; RNA binding. The record is from RefSeq and is a predicted model, not a curated record. The coding region runs from base 208 to 2286 and encodes 692 amino acids. The transcript is spliced from 10 exons. Gene Ontology annotation, biological process: tRNA processing.